This is a messenger RNA of Mizuhopecten yessoensis (Yesso scallop), 501 nucleotides long. RefSeq lists its product as uncharacterized. Bases 1 to 501 code for a protein of 166 amino acids. The record is from RefSeq and is a predicted model, not a curated record. Lineage: Eukaryota; Metazoa; Mollusca; Bivalvia; Pectinida; Pectinidae. The transcript has 2 exons.
AUGAAAGAAAUGAAAAGGUACCAUUUAGACAUCUUAGGAAUCAGUGAAUGUAGAUGGACCGAUGAGAAAGACAUAUUCUAUGACCAGCUUCAGAAAGUUAUUGAAAAGGCUCCUCGCCAUGACAUAAUCUUAGUAACUGGUGACAUGAAUGCAAAGAGUUACGGAAUACCUCAGAAACUCAUCAAUAUGAUUAGAGCCAUGUACAACAACAGUGAAUGUGCAGUGUUAAAUGAGAAUGGUAUGACUGAAUGGUUCACAGUGAAGUCGGGAGUAAAGCAGGGCUGUAACAUGUCAGGAUUCUUGUCCCUACUAGUUAUCGACUGGAUAAUGAGAGCAACAACUAAUAGCAACAACACAGGCAUCCGAUGGAACCUAACAACUAAACUAGAAGAGAUAGACUAUGCGGCGGAUGACAUAGCACUACUAUCCAGCACCAGAUCUAGAGAACGUAUUCAGCAGAAGACCAGCUUGCUAAACAACUACUCAAAACAACAGACUUGA